AAAAUUAGAUUGUGAAAACACAUUUUAACUCAGCCUCAUGUUGUCCAAAAAAACAAAUCAGACUUUACUUAAUGUUAAAAACACAAAUGAAGAUAUUUGUAAUAUUUUCUCACCAUUUUUGUCCAUCUAUCAAAAGGUAUAUAGGUAAUCAAUGUGAACUAACUCAUUGAUGAAGAAUGAGGGUUUGAUUUUCUAACAGAAAAACAUUUAAAAAUGUAAUUAAAAUUAAGGCUAAGCUCAGUCUCCUAUUAAUUGACUUGAACACUUUUGUGCACAUAAAGUUAAAUACUCCCUCUUGAUUUUCAACAGCAUGUACAAUGUACAAGAGCUUCAUUGAGAAGAAGCCUGUUGGUAUGGAUGCUAAAAGCAUUGCUUCAGGGCUAGCGCCACCAUUUGCAGGUACUUUGUCGUAUGAGCUGUGUCAGAAGUAUGUUGAGAACAUUGUGCUGGUGUCCGACGAGGAGAUCAAAUCUGCAUUUUCCCAACUUUAUAAGGCUGGUCUCACUGAACCUUCAGGAACUGCAGCGUUCUCUGCUGUCACGGAUGACAAAAUACCAGAUAUCAAUGGCAAGGAUCUGGUGGUCAUCCUCAGUGGAGGAAACAUUGGCAAAGAUGAGCUUAGAAACUUUCCUGACUAAGUUAAAGGGUUAGUUUAUUUAAAUAACAUAUUUUACAUAUGAAAAUACUCUGAAUAAAGUUAUGAAAUACCUCCACAUUAAAAUAUACCUCCAACGCUUAAAAUAUUCCAAGUGUUACUCGUCGUAAUUGCAUUUU
Molecule: messenger RNA, 774 nt
Organism: Cyprinus carpio (common carp)
Lineage: Eukaryota; Metazoa; Chordata; Actinopteri; Cypriniformes; Cyprinidae
Product: phenylserine dehydratase-like
Exons: 2
Coding region: 318-638 (106 amino acids)
Biological process (GO): L-serine catabolic process; L-threonine catabolic process
Molecular function (GO): L-serine ammonia-lyase activity; threonine deaminase activity
Source: RefSeq, a predicted model, not a curated record